Meloidogyne enterolobii is the source of this 1161-nucleotide messenger RNA. NCBI's taxonomy places the organism in Eukaryota, Metazoa, Nematoda, Chromadorea, Rhabditida, Meloidogynidae. The record is from the annotation of a GenBank genome assembly.
AUGUUUAUAUGGUUAAUUAUGUUUUUGUCUACUUUAAUUUUUCCUUUUUAUUUAUUCAAUAUUAAAACUUCAACCUGUAUCAAUUUUUGGUUAUUUAUUUUUAUUUAUUGUCUAUAUCAAGUUGGCCUAUUUUAUUUUUCUUUGAAAGCUUUGUUUUGGUUGGAACUUCGUGGAGCGUGUUGUUUCAUUAUUACGUGUGAAAACACUCGUAUUGCAAUGAAAGUCCAUUCAUUUGUGAGAGAAAAUUUUUGUACUAAUCCGGCAAAAAUGUCUUCAAAAACAUCGGAACAAAACUGUGAUAAUGUGAAAAAUUCGAACAUUUCUGAAGUUGUUGCAAAUCCACAAAUUUCAACAGAAACGCCUUCAUGGAAGCAUUUUGUCUAUUUUAUUUUCUGUCCAGCUUUGCUUUACAGACAUUCUUAUCCAAUGUCUCAAACUCGAAGUUGGCUUAAAGUAUUCAACCACUUCAUUCAUUGCUUAGCUUCCAUUUAUGCUGUCAAUAUUUCUUUUACACAAGUUGUCAUUCCUCUGUUUAGUCGGAUUCAAUAUGGAGAAGAUGGUCUUUAUUUGGUAUUAUUAACAGCGAUUUUUCCUUCAAUUAUUCCUGGUUCUGUUUGCCUAUUUAUCGGAAUUUUUUAUGGAUUGCUUCAUUCAUGGCUUUCUAUGUUUGCUGAAGCAAUGUAUUUUGCUGACCGACAUUUCUAUUCGAAUUGGUGGAGCUCAAGAAACAUGGCUUAUUAUUACCGUUCUUGGAAUUUGGUGGUUCAUGAAUGGUUAUAUACAUAUAUUUAUAGAGAUAUUAGUAAUCUGCUUGGCUCCACCACUUUUGGCAAUGCUUUAGCCCAAAUGUCCGUAUUUUUCAUUUCUGCCGUAUUUCAUGAAUAUUGGUUUACUGUUGGCUUGAGAAUGUUUUACCCGAUUAUUUUCUUUCUUUAUUUUGUAAUUGGAGGUAUUAUCUUCCUCCUUUCCAAUUUAAUCAAAAAACCGUCUUCAACUUGGAAUGUUGUUUUAUGGUGGAAUUUGAUGUUAGGGACUGGAAUAUUCUUUGCUUGUUAUGCUUCAGAAUGGUAUGCAAGACAAAGAUGUUCAAAAAUUUAUGAGAACGAUUUGUUGGAUUUGUUGAUUCCAAGGGUUUGGGAUUGCCAACAUCGCUUAAAAUAA